Molecule: messenger RNA, 522 nt
Organism: Saccoglossus kowalevskii
Lineage: Eukaryota; Metazoa; Hemichordata; Enteropneusta; Harrimaniidae
Product: INO80 complex subunit C-like
Biological process (GO): chromatin remodeling
Cellular component (GO): Ino80 complex
Source: RefSeq, a predicted model, not a curated record
AUGGCGACUCCCAGUCCAAAACCGAGCCGGCAGAGACGAAGCGGGAAACGACCUGGUAGUCCAGGUUCAGCAAGUUUAUCUGGAAAAAGAAAACGCAAUACAAUCACGCCUUGCAGUUCAACACCUGACUUGGAAAGUCUUGAUUCUGUCUCCCGAUCAUCCAGUCCUGCAGUUUCUGACAAUCAGAAAGUCUUCCCAUUCAAAGAUGCAACUUUUGUCCACAGUGGAAAUGCUACCUCAGGAAAGAAAAGAAUAUGGAGGAAUGCUAAGCAAAUCAUUUCUGCAGAAAGGUCAUUACCAUGGCACCCAAAUGAUCCAACAUACAGCAGUAUUGAUGCACCACCAUCAUUUAAGCCAGCUAAGAAAUAUUCAGAUCUGUCAGGACUAGCUGCCAGGUACACUGAUCCCCAUACAAAGAUACGAUAUGCAAAUACUGAUGAAUUUUCCAGGAUACGAAUGUUACCAAUGGAUAUUGUCUCUGGAUACCUGGCUCUGAGAAAGGCAAAUACUCCAGUUCCUUGA